AUGCCGUAUCGGAUCGAGUACGCGUCAACAUCUCGAGCGACAUGCAAGGGCCCUCAGCCAUGUGCUGGGACAAAAAUCGAGAAAGGCGAGUUGCGUCUUGGUACAUUGACGGAAAUCCAAGGUCAUCAUGGCAUGGCAUGGCGUCAUUGGGGAUGUGUGACAUCUCGUGUACUAGCCAAUAUGCGAAAAGAAAUUGAGGAUGUGGCGAACGAGUUAGACGGAUUCGAAGAUUUAGAGCCUACCGACCAAGAGAAGAUUAUGGCAGCUUUUGCCUUAGGGCAUGUGCGAGAGCAGGAUACGACACCCGUACUCCUCGACGAGAAGCCCUCAGAUGCGCCUACACAUAAGGGGACCAAGCGUCGUCGGACAGGGAGGGAGAAUGACGAUGACGACGUGGCAUAUGAGAGUGACGACAAUGAUGACACAAAAGCACUCGAGAUGAUCGAGAAUCUACCAUCCAAGCGGGCUCGAAAGCCAACACAGCGGUACGGAGCAUCAUCAGCGAGACCCAAGGAAGAAGAUGUGGCUAGCGAAGAGGACGAGGAAGAGGAGGAGGAGGAGGCAGAAGAUUCAGACGAUAGUGACGUGUUCGAACAAGAUGAUGAAGAUGAGGACGAUGAAGACGAUGAGGAAGAAUAUGAGGAGGAAGACUAA
Molecule: messenger RNA, 654 nt
Organism: Malassezia restricta
Lineage: Eukaryota; Fungi; Basidiomycota; Malasseziomycetes; Malasseziales; Malasseziaceae
Product: poly(ADP-ribose) polymerase
Exons: 3
Coding region: 1-654 (217 amino acids)
Molecular function (GO): DNA binding; zinc ion binding
Source: RefSeq, a predicted model, not a curated record